Mastomys coucha (southern multimammate mouse) is the source of this 3918-nucleotide messenger RNA. It is a transcript of the gene Mul1, whose product is annotated as mitochondrial E3 ubiquitin protein ligase 1. The transcript is spliced from 4 exons. The record is from RefSeq and is a predicted model, not a curated record. Gene Ontology annotation, cellular component: mitochondrion. Gene Ontology annotation, biological process: organelle organization; protein ubiquitination. NCBI's taxonomy places the organism in Eukaryota, Metazoa, Chordata, Mammalia, Rodentia, Muridae. Bases 94 to 1152 code for a protein of 352 amino acids. Gene Ontology annotation, molecular function: ubiquitin-protein transferase activity.
CGGGCGACGGGCCUACGGUUUCCGGGAAGGGCUGCGCGGCUGCGUAGGAGGUCACAGGCGAUUUCGAGGCAGCCUGUGCGGCUUGGGGUCGCCAUGGAGAGCGGGUCGCGACCGUCGCUCGGCCAGGUCAUCCUGCUGGGCACCAGUUCGAUGGUCACCGCCGUACUGUACUCCAUAUACCGGCAGAAGGCCCAGGUCGCACAGGAACUCAAGGGAGCUAAGAAGAUUCAUUUGGGUGAAGAUUUAAAGGACAUUCUUUCCGAAGCACCGGGAAAGUGUGUGCCUUAUGCUGUCAUUGAAGGAGCUGUGCGGUCUGUCAAAGAAACACUCAACAGCCAGUUCGUGGAAAACUGCAAGGGGGUGAUCCAGCGGCUGUCACUGCAGGAGCAUAAGAUGGUGUGGAACCGAACUACCCACCUUUGGAAUGACUAUUCCAAGAUCAUUCAUCAGAGGACUAACACUGUGCCCUUUGACCUCGUGCCCCAUGAAGACGGUGUGGCUGUGUCCGUGCGAGUGCUGAAGCCCCUGGAUUCAGUGGAUCUGGGUCUAGAGACUGUAUACGAGAAGUUCCACCCCUCUGUGCAGUCCUUCACAGAUGCCAUCGGCCACUACAUCAGUGGGGAGCGGCCCAAAGGCAUCCAGGAGACAGAGGAGAUGCUGAAGGUGGGAGCCACCCUCACAGGGAUUGGUGAACUGGUCCUGGACAACAACUCUGUCCGCCUGCAGCCCCCCAAGCAAGGCAUGCAGUACUAUCUGAGCAGCCAGGACUUCGACAGCCUGCUGCACAGGCAGGAGUCUAGUGUCCGGCUCUGGAAGGUCCUGGUCCUGGUGUUUGGCUUUGCCACCUGUGCUACCCUCUUCUUCAUCCUGAGGAAGCAGUACCUUCAGCGGCGGGAGCGCCUGCGCCAGCAGCAGCUCCAGGAAGAGUUCCUUGAACAUGAGGCCCAGCUCCUGAGCCAAGCCUCGCCUGAGGACAGGGAGAGUCUGAAGAGCGCCUGUGUUGUGUGUCUGAGCAACUUCAAGUCCUGUGUCUUCCUCGAGUGUGGGCACGUGUGUUCCUGUCGCCAAUGUUACCUUGCCUUGCCAGAGCCCAAGAGGUGCCCGAUCUGUCGGCGGGAGAUCACCAGGGUGAUACCCCUGUAUAACAGCUAGAGGUCUGUGGUCACACUGCAAGUGACCCUCCCCUUGUCAGGGUCUGUCUGAGGCCUUUGGUGGGAUGGUUGUACCUUCAUGUAUGAUGGAGGGGCACCGGCGAGCCGCACAGCUCCAACAGCUGGGUGUGGCUUUUCAACCUGGACCUGGCGGGGCCCGUGGUGAGCCCCUCUUAGGAGCUACAUCCUUGUGUAUGACUGAAUAAGACCAGCUCAUUGUCCAGGCUCCAAGGCCAGGCCUCUCUACUCUUGCUCCCUGGAGAGUGGGUGUGGGAGGGGUGAGUGAGUCUGGGAGGAAGGCCAAGCGCUGAGGGCCUUACAGUAUGGCCUCUUGGGAGACUGCCCAGACUCCUCUUCUUGCUUCUGCUCAAGGGAAGGAAUUUCUUUGGACCUGUCAGGUAGGCAGGCCGCUGUGUCUCUCUCUCUCUUGCUUACUGAGUAAUGUUUGCACAUGUAUGAAGACAACAAAAAGUGAGGUCAGCCGUCUGCAUGGCUGGGGCAUAGGUCAGCAGGAGGACAGGAGGCGUUUCUAGGUGUUUCUGGGUUGGCAGGCAGCCUGGCUGUUUUCCUUUGUCACAGGGAAGGCACCAGAGCUGAGGAUGUGGGACUCCUACUGCCUGGCUUCCCAGGCGGCUCUGGUUUCCCACAGAGAGACCUCAUGCAGAGAGUAAAGGUGGCUGCCGCCCUGGCCUCUGGCCUUUGUAGCUUUGCUUGCUUUUGCCAAAGAGAAGUAGCUGGCCAGCACACACAGUGAGCCAGUUAAGACCACCUCACUGCCCCCAGCAGCCCCCUCUCCCUCACCCACCCCCGACUUGUGAGUGCAAGAGAAAUUAGAGACAUCCAAACAGCUCUUCUCUUCCUUGGCCGUUCGUCUGGCCUCCUGUGUGAGGGGAAGGGCUUCCUGGUGCUGGCUGAGACGAGUGCUUGCCGCGUGUGAGCUGCACAGGUUAGACGGGCUGCGUCACGUGUGUGUCAGUUGCUUAGUUCACUGACGUGGCCGAGGCUUCCCCGGGUGGAGUUAAAGCUCUACCACCACAGGAUGAAGAUGGAUCCUGGAGACUCCUGGUUUCAUGGUUGUUGAAGCCCCAUGCUCGUCAGGCCCACAGUGGGACUGUAGGGAGCCCUGAGAACUUCCCUAGACAGCUGGCCUAGGGUGCCACCUGGCCUUGCUGACAUAGUUGUCUGACAAAAUGUGCCUUGUCUGGAACACUGGAGAAGCUGAGGUAGUGUAGGGGAUGGAGGGACAGCAAGGGGAUAUUAAUGUUCAGUGUUGUGUGCCCACUAUUGUUCCAGCUACUGUCAUAAGCUGGGCCUGGUGGCAAGCCAGUCUUGUGAGUUGGAGGCUACCCCAGUCUACAUAGUGAGACACCCUCUCAGAACAGCUGGGGCUGGAGUGAUGGCUCAGUGGCGAGAAUCAGCGCUCUGCCUGGGUGGUCCCAACCAUCUAGCUCUAGUUCCUGGGGAUGCCACGCCCUCUUUUGAGGGUACUAGACUGCAUACUGUGCAAACAUACAUGCAGGUAAAACAUGCAUGCACACAAAACUGAAAACCUGGAAAAGAAAAACCAACUCUGCAUUUGCAAAGGGAGUCACUCACCACACCCCACAGGCUGUGUCAGUGAGUGUAUGAGCCAGAAGAGGUGACGUCCAUGAGAGUUGAAAGCAAGUUACAGCCACCAGUGAACUCCAGGUAAACAGCUUCAGGAGCGGACUGCAAACUGCCCAGUAAAUUCCAAGUAGUUCAGUGGCAGCGGAAGUCUGUAGAGGAAGAUGACAGAGUCCGAUGUCCAGUAGAGUCCUGCCCAGUGAGGUGUGAAGACCUUGGCUAGACUGGGUAGGGGACUCGAAAGCCCUUCCCUCUUCCCUGGCCUUUCUGUAGGGCAGCUGCCAGGGUCCAGUGGGGCUUAGGGAGUGAUUUUGGACCCACUUAUGCCAGAAUCAAGAACAAAUCUCAUCAAAGGGAUUAGGAGAAGGGCUUGUCUGCCCCACCCAGUAGACCCCUGCAGGUGCCUCCCACCAUGGAGACAGCAGAAGAGUCUCCCAGCCAUUGGAAGUGGGCGUGUCCCUUGCCAUAGGCUAGGUCCCUGCUUGAGCCCAGCAUAUCUGACCUUGCUGACUUGCCAUCUCCUCUGUCGUCUGUGGCAGCUCCUUCCUUCUGCUUUAUAAGUCUCACUUCCAGGAGGAUUCUGAGGCCUCAUGGGGGUCCCAACAACCUAAGCCAAUAGGUGGGACCAAGACCAGGUUGAAGGGUGCUGAGGGAAGUGGAGCUAGGAAGGGAACUAUCAGUGGGGCUGGGUGUCCUGAGUGCCUGUCAUUGUCAGCUCCUUUAAUCCUCGCUGACAGGGCUAGGCAGGAGUCAUCUGUAAUAACUUACUGGCUUGGACUACCUGUGCAGGUACUGUACAUGCUAAGGUUUCAGCUCCCCACAUUUGGUAUUGGUACCCCUAGUUCAUUUUCAGUACUUGAACUCAGCCUAAUAAAGCUUGCAGCCUUUGCUGGGAGCACUUCAGACCCGGGAACCCAGAAAGAGAAGUUGUCGACAGGCAGUCCUGCCCUGUGUCCAUGGCCCUGGGUUCCAGGACCUUGGAGACUGAUCUACAGAUGCCUCAGCCCUUAUGAACGAUGGCCUAGAGUCUGCUCAGUUUUUCGUGCAUCCUCCUGUGCACAUGGAGUCAUCUCUAGGUUAUCCUGAUAAAAGGCAGGUCCCAGGUGCCUGGAGAGAGCUGACUGCUGCUUGGGGAAUAGGAAAAUAAAUGUGUACAUGCUCA